AUGGAUUCUAGCGAUAAGCGUAAAAACUGGAAACCUACAGCAUAUACACGAAUCUGCUCGGAACACCUUCUUGAUGGUGUUGGGCCUAAUUUUGUUCACAGUAAUAAGAUUCCAACUGAGAACCUAGCACAGCGACCAAAGACAGUAGCAACUAAAUCGAGAAGAGUUUUACUUCAGAUUAAGCCUGAAACCUGUGAUGUUGGUUUUGGAACAUGUAAACCUGAGAUUACUAUAGAAGACGUCCAUUACUCUGAGGAAAAGAUACAGUUUUAUACAGGACUUCCAAACUAUCACACAUUUGAAGCUUUAUUUACCACUCUUACUAAUUUAGAUAACAAUACCCUUUCUAGUGGAACAGGUCGGACGCGAAAACAUAGACCAGUUGAUUAA
This is a messenger RNA of Mya arenaria, 390 nucleotides long. RefSeq lists its product as uncharacterized. Bases 1 to 390 code for a protein of 129 amino acids. Lineage: Eukaryota; Metazoa; Mollusca; Bivalvia; Myida; Myidae. The transcript has 2 exons. The record is from RefSeq and is a predicted model, not a curated record.